AUGAUCGAUACUGGAGCUAGUCAUUUGUUUAUCACUCAACGUGCAUUAAGUACAUUAUAUCAUUCAGCAGUAUCAUCCUGUUCGCGUAUUGCUCAAUUAGGUGACGGUCAUACUCAACUAAAAAUACUAGGUGAAGUACAACUAUUGCUCAAGUUUGAUCAGGUCUUUACAUCUCUGAAGGCCUUCGUUGUCAAAACGUUGAAUACCGACUUUCUUCUCGGUGAUAAUUGGUGCAAUCACAAUGCAGUACAAAUUGAUUAUGAAAAAAACCAAGUUUCGAUUCGUUCACCUACUGGACGUGUAUUUAUUCCAUAUGAUAAAUUUAUUGAUCAUUUAACUUUAGAUGUCAAACUAGUUGAUUCUGUUAAAAUACCACCCCGUGAAGCUGCCACUGUUCAAGCAAAAAUUGAAUUGUCAUCUGCUGACACCGUUUAUUUUCAUCCUGAUCUUACUACUCAAGUCGAAAAAUCUAUUUUACUCUCGCCGUCUUUAUUGAAUAUUAAAAAUUAUACAACAUAUCUCGAAAUAUACAAUCCUGAUGAUUAUACGCGUCAUUUACCGAUGAAUACUUUUUUAGGUCGUAUAACGCAUGCACCUCAUCAUAUACAAUCCUUUCCAUUGUUUGAAUCAUCCGAUUGUACACUUUCGUCAGCUAGACAACACCAUUUUAUUAAUACACUCGACCUUACAUCUUGUGCUACAACAACUGAAACGAUUGAUAAAUUACUUGAUCAUAUCACUAAUCUUCAGGAUAAAAAUGAAAUUCAACGCAUCCUUCAACAACACAUACAAGUAUUCGAUGUUUCUAAAGUCACACAAGCACAUACUCCUAUUCAACAUACUAUUAAUACCGGUGACAGUCUUCCAAUUAGUUCACGACCGUAUCCAAGAACCAUUCAGCAACGCCGUGAGCUUCAAGAUGAAAUACAGAAAAUGAUACAACACAAUCAAAUUCGUCCUUCAACAUCACCUUGGUCUUCUCCAGUUAUUAUUCACAAGAAACCGGAUGGUGGUAUCCGAUUUCUAGGUGAUUAUCGAAAACUGAACGCUGUAACAAAAAAAGAUUCUUUUCCUCAACCAACAACAGAAGAAUUAUUACAUCGUUUAGGGGGCCAGCAAUUUUAUACAAAAUUAGAUCUCAAGUCGGGCUAUUUUCAACUUCCUAUCCAUGAAGCAGACAAAGAAAAAACGGCUUUUAUUACUCAAGAUGGUUUAUGGGAAUUUAAUGUAUUGCCACAAGGUGUCAUGAAUGGACCUUCCACUUUUCAAAGAACGAUGCAUAAUUUACUUGGCUAUGGACGUUGGGAUUACGUUCUGGUUUACUUAGAUGAUAUUCUAAUAUUUUCCCGCACUUUCGAUGAACACAAAAAACAUCUACAUGAAAUAUUAUCAAUAUUAGCAAAUGCCAAUUUCCAAGUUAAUCCUGCAAAAUGUUCUAUAGCAGUUCGUGAAAUCGAGUUUUUAAGUCAUACCAUUAAUGAAAACUUUAUUAAACCUAAUGGUGAAAAAAUUAAAGCAAUUCGUGAAUUACCCGCACUCAAAACACUUAAAGAAGCGAAUGAAUUCUUGGGAAAAAUCAACUGGUACCGAAAAUUUAUACCUGAUUUUGCUCGCGUGGCCGCACCGCUACAUAAAGUCACUAAUAAAACAAAAAAUCAUCGACAUCAAUUCAGCUGGAGACCCGAACAGCAAAAUGCAUUUGAUGAAUUUAAACGAAUUUUGACCACUCACCCAUUAUUUUUAGAAUAUCCUGAUUUAUCAACACCAUUCAUAUUAACAACUGAUGCAUCUGAUGUCGGUAUCGGUGGAAUAUUACGACAAGAUACUGCUAAUGGCACUAAAAUUAACUAUUUCAAAUCUCGCGUUUUAAAUGAUAUUGAACGAAAAUAUGAUACAUUUGAAAAAGAAGCGUUAGCUAUUUAUUUGUGUCUUACUGAACGUCGGUCAUACAUAGGUGAUUCUUCUGUUAUUGUUGAAACUGAUCAUAAACCACUUGAAAAUUUUCAUACGAAGCAAAUUAAUAAUAAACGUGUGAUGAACUGGCUUUUUAAAUUACAAGAUAUGUAA
Molecule: messenger RNA, 2067 nt
Organism: Rotaria sordida
Lineage: Eukaryota; Metazoa; Rotifera; Eurotatoria; Philodinida; Philodinidae
Source: the annotation of a GenBank genome assembly